Messenger RNA from Lates calcarifer (barramundi perch), 2184 nucleotides. RefSeq names its product nucleophosmin 1a (gene npm1a). Gene Ontology annotation, cellular component: ribonucleoprotein complex; nucleolus; centrosome. Gene Ontology annotation, biological process: regulation of centrosome duplication; ribosomal large subunit export from nucleus; ribosomal small subunit export from nucleus. NCBI's taxonomy places the organism in Eukaryota, Metazoa, Chordata, Actinopteri, Centropomidae. The record is from RefSeq and is a predicted model, not a curated record. Gene Ontology annotation, molecular function: RNA binding; histone binding; chromatin binding. Bases 121 to 1032 code for a protein of 303 amino acids. The transcript has 11 exons.
ACAGAAGAAGAAGAAGAAGAGAGGAGGCGGAGAUCCACGUUAGUUGGUGGUUUAUUAGUAAUAGUUGGUUAGUCUUCCACCGCAGUCAGGCAGCAGUUUGGCAGCAUUUUAAUUUCAAAAAUGAACGGGUUAAACGAGGAACCAAUGGCGCCACAGAACUUUCUUUAUGGGUGUGUGCUGGAAGCUGGAAAGGAGGUGGUGUUCAAUCCUGAUGACGAUGACUUUGAGCAUCAGCUAGAUCUGAGGAUGGCCUGUGUGGACCCCAGCACAAAAGAUGAACUUCACAUGGUGGAGGUGGAGGGACAAGACACAGAGGGUCAGAAAAUCAAGGCAGCACUGGUUUCACUUAAGCCCUCUACCCUGCCCAGUGUUUGUCUUGGUGGUUUCACAAUCACACCCCCAGCAGUUUUUCGUCUGAAGGCAGGUUCUGGGCCAAUCCACCUCAGUGGACAACACCUUGUCAUGAUGGAAGCCGAUGAGUCUUUUGACGAAGACGACGACGAUGAGGACGAAGAAGAGGAGGACGUCAAAACAUCGAAGAAAAGACCUGCUACCUCUCCUGCCCUCAAGGCUCAGAAAAAAAUGAAAAUGGAGAUGGAAGAGGAUGAUGACGACGAAGAUGAAGACGAUGAUGAUGAGGAUGAUGAUGAUGAGGAUGAUGAGGAGGAUGAUGAGGAUGAGGAGAGCGAGGAGGAAGAAGAAUCACCCGUCAAGGCCAAGCCAACACCAUCCAAAAAAACAGCUGCUGCUCAGAAUGGCAAGAGUCCUAAAUCCAACACUCCACCUACAAAACAGGAGAAGACCCCUAAAGGUAAGGGAGACAAGUCACCGAAGACCCCACCAACCCCUAAGGCAAAUUUGACUCUACCUGAGAUUAAAGCCAAGAUGAUGGAAGCGGUGAAGAAGGGAGUGACAUUGCCCAAAAUUCAGCCCAAGUUUGAGAAUUUCUUGAAGCACGGUUAUAAAGUCUCAGAUGCCAAGGUCAUUGCAGAGCUGUGGAAGUGGAGACAGACGGUGAAGGAUGCUAAAUAACAGUCUAAACAGUAGUUUUAUUAUCUCUUUUUAUGACCUGUUUAUACCCAUAGCACCUCUCAAACCCUCUGAAGCCAAACUCAGUGCCUCACAGUUGUCAUGAAGUCAUUCAAAGUCUAAUCCAACUCCACCUGCCCUCCUGUAUGAAGAGACUGGAUAGUUGGUGAUGUGGAUGUUGACAGUGCACUGUGCUGUUGUCUUUCCACAUCCAUCACGCAGUCACUGGGGCAGAGAAAUUAUCUGGUUUGAUGAAUAAACCCUGGGAGAACCAACAUACAAAUUUGCAUCUUUGUAAAUGUGUAAAUAAAACUCUCACUAGAUUUUUGGCAGCGUUGUAUGCAGGAAUGAUUAAAAUGCAUCAUCAUUACACAAUUAAAAGCACACAUAAGACUAGUAAUUAAGUCGCUCAAGAGACAUUAACUCCACAUCCAUUCAACACAACGUCGGCUAAUAUUGGCCAUAGUUACAUUGUUUGUCAGUUUUGGUAAAAGCAGAAGAUUUGUCUGGUACCAUCAUAAACAUAAAAGAAAACUUGCACUUUUUGAAAUGUUUUGAAUGUUUAUGCUAUUGUGAGAUUCCUAUGGUAAAGGUCCCCUAACAAGAAACACCUUAUUUCUGUUUGAAACGUUGUAUCAGAAUUCAAAAUACUCUUAUUCUUUUUCAUGUAUUUUACCGUCCGGAAAUAGUCAACCAUUUGGUAUACAGCCACAAGUGCGGCACCCUAUACAUUUCAUCUCUGUGGAAACUGGUUGGUUUAAGUGCUUUAUGUUGCCGUGACUACUGAUAGCCCAUAGGCCAAAGGUUAACUUCUUAACUCUGUGAGUGACUGAAUGCAUGAAGAGAUCUGUGAAUGAGUUAUUUUUUUAUGGGUUAUUAAAUCUUUCCAAAGCAGAUGUUGCAGAGGUGGAGAAUUCUUGGAGAUGUUCAUCGUUGUUCUAAGACAUACCACCUGUCAGAGUUUAAGAAAGCCACAAAUUCUGUGCUCAUGUGACCACUUAAAGGUCGAAAUGUAAAUGUUGGUGCAUUGGACCUGUUAAAGCAGAAGAUCAUUCCGUGUUUGCAAAGAAACAUGUAAGUUUGUUUGACUAUAAAUAUGCUGUGGGUUUGGAUUAUCCCAAAAUUGAUUUAAAUAAAAACAUAAUGUGAAUCCUU